Messenger RNA from Hippocampus zosterae (dwarf seahorse), 1601 nucleotides. RefSeq names its product claudin 8.1 (gene cldn8.1). Gene Ontology annotation, biological process: bicellular tight junction assembly; cell adhesion. Lineage: Eukaryota; Metazoa; Chordata; Actinopteri; Syngnathiformes; Syngnathidae. The record is from RefSeq and is a predicted model, not a curated record. The coding region runs from base 16 to 951 and encodes 311 amino acids. Gene Ontology annotation, cellular component: bicellular tight junction; plasma membrane. Gene Ontology annotation, molecular function: structural molecule activity. The transcript has a single exon.
UCCUUCCGCACCGGGAUGCGGCCACGUCCCCCGGCGGGACGAGCUCCGUUCCCGUCGCAGUCGCCGUUGCAGUCGCGUAGGGAGCGGGACAAGAUGGCCGACUCGGCUCUGGAGAUGCUGGGUUUCUUUCUGACGCUCAUCGGGCUGAUCGGGGUGGCAGCCAGCACCGGCAUGCCCAUGUGGAGAGUCACGGCCUUCAUCGGCGAGAACAUCAUCGUGUUCGAGACUCGCUACGAAGGCCUGUGGAUGAACUGCUUCAAGCAGGCCGACAUCAGGAUGCAGUGCAAGGUCUACGACUCCCUGCUGGCCCUGCCCCCGGACCUCCAGGCGGCUCGGGGUCUCAUGUGCUGCUCCCUGGCCCUGGCCGGCCUGGCGCUUCUCAUCAGCCUGGCGGGGCUGCAGUGCACGGCGUGCAUCCGCAACAACGACCGAGCCAAGCGACUGGUGCUCAUCGUGGCCGGGGCCGUGAUCUUCACGGCGUGCAUCUGCGUCCUGAUCCCCGUGUCCUGGACGGCUCACGUCAUCAUCCGCGACUUCUACAACCCUUUGCUGAUCGACGCCCAGCGGAGGGAGCUGGGGGAGGCCCUCUACAUCGGCUGGGUGGCCGGCGCCUUCCUAUUCGCCGGAGGAUGCGUGUUCACUUGCUGCAACGUGCGGUCCGAAGGCAAAGAACCCAGGGGCUACGUCUACUCCGGGAACUCGGACUACAUGGCGUACCCUCCGCAGCCCGUCCGGACUCUGCAGCCUCAGCAACUGGUGCUGCUCCCUCAGGCCCAGGCCCAGCCCAUCCUUUCCAGACACCCCUCCGCCCAGUCCCAGCCGGUCCUUUCCAGACACCCGUCCGCCCAGGCCCAGCCGGUCCUUUCCAGACACCCUUCCAGCAUCUACAGCUACCAGUCCAGCCAAACGUCCAGGUACCCGUCUGUACGCAGCGGGGUGGCGUAUCUCUGAACGCUAACUGAAGCAACCGUGUCGUACAUUUCAUGUCAAGGAACGCAUUUCAGUGAGUAGAUUAUCACGUUACUUUUUUUUUCCUCGUCAAUUUUAUGUGUCGUUCAUUUUCAAAUGAAUGCUCCUGGGUGUCAAACUCAAGGAUCAUGGGCCAGAUCAUGCUCAGCACGUCAUUUUAUGCGGCCCGUAAAGGCAAAUAAAGCGAAUCUACGUCAUGUUUGUGGGAAAAUGGAUUCAUUGUUUUCGCCGUGGCUGAGAAUUUGCAUACCCAGACGCACUUGAAUUGGUUUUAUUUAGAUCCACCAAAUGCCUUCUUAACAAAAACCGGACGACACUCAUUUGUUGUCAGCAAAAACAUAAAACUACAAUCAAAUGCAGGGGCAAUUGUUUUCACAUGUUAAUGCCUUCAAUCUGGCCCAUGCGGAAAAUGAGUCUGACACCCAUGCCGAGCUUCUUUACACUCAAAAACACAUCUUCCUGUAAGCAUUCCAAUGGCAGACAACACAAAGACUGCGCCUGAGAAGUGUUUCUAGUCGCUGCUCUCCCCCCAAAGACCCUUUUGACCUUUUGACAUCAUCUCAUUGCGUGUGAAGCUAUCCGCUGUAGAUGUAUAAACACACCUUCUUCUAAAAUAAAGACAUAAGUGGUUC